This is a messenger RNA of Scomber japonicus (chub mackerel), 1833 nucleotides long. RefSeq names its product periphilin-1. The transcript has 7 exons. The record is from RefSeq and is a predicted model, not a curated record. Bases 274 to 1137 code for a protein of 287 amino acids. Gene Ontology annotation, cellular component: nucleoplasm. Lineage: Eukaryota; Metazoa; Chordata; Actinopteri; Scombriformes; Scombridae. Gene Ontology annotation, biological process: protein localization to heterochromatin; negative regulation of DNA-templated transcription; negative regulation of gene expression, epigenetic.
CACUUCUGCGCAACUCUUGCCCAACGCAAGUUGCUGGUGGACAUUGUGAGAUAUUUAACUGAAAAGGACACGAAAUAAUAAAAUAACUUAUCGACAGACUGCAGCCUGUGAGCUCAGAAAAAGUGAAGGAAGCAGAAAUGCAAAGAAGUUACUUCUCAGCUUUACCGAUGAGGCACUUUUGAGAAGUCGAGCGCGCUUCCUGGUGUGGAUUUACGGAGAAGAAGAAGUGAAGUCAUUGACAAAGAUUAAACAUCGACCUGCAGACUGGAGGGCAUGGAUCAAGCACGACCACAGGACCCGCAACCCAGCAAGGGCUCCAUGUCGUGGCACAGAGAACACAGUGACGAGUCUGCAGAUAAGAGGCCCGCUGACAGCUCUGCAUCUUCCACUAAAGAUGAGAAGAGGCCAAUCAGAAGAGUGCGAAGUCCAUCCAGGCCGAGGGCAUGGAUGUCCAGUUCUUCCAAAUCCAAGGUUGCAGGGCCGUUCUACAAGCCUCGUUUUCCAAGAGAUGAUCAUCCAUUUUAUAAACCUGGCUUCAGCAGCCGUUACCAUUACUUCAAACACCGUUCUUACUUCAACCGGAGGGAUCAUUUCCAUCCUAAACUUCACCACCUUGCACUGAGGGAGAGGGAGCGAGAAAAGGAGCGAUAUGAGCAGAGGGAGAGGGACCGAGAGAAGGAGCGAUACGAGCCGAGAGAAGGAGCAGAAGGAAGUUCACCUCCAAAACCAAACACCACUACCAGACCUUUCUUAACCAGGCACACUCCCAGCAGAGACAAGGACAUGCAGUUCACCGCUUCCCAGAGUGGCAGGAACCAAAGCAGGGAGAGAGAUCACAGAGGGACCAAAAGCAAAGAAAGAGAGCGAAGCAGAGAUGGGGAGCUCCCUUCAACUACUAGCCAGACAGCGGCACGAGACAGAGCAAUCCAGCAAAAGAGGAGAGAGAUAGAUGAGGUGUACUAUCAGGAAUGUGAAAUGUUUGGCCUUGUGGUAAAGAUGCUGAUUGCAAAGGACCCAUCCCUAGAGCAAUCCAUCCAGUCCUCACUGCAGGAGAACCUCAGAGACAUCGGCAAACGCUGUGUGGAGGCAAUGGAGAAAUUUAUAGAGGAAUAUGACUCCAAGGAAGUGUCUCACUAAUCAGACACACUCUCCUGUCCAUCUAGCAUAGAUCCCUCUGGUUAAAUCUUUUCUCAAGUGAUUAAAUGCUGCUUUUGUGUUUGCCAGAAGAGGGAUUUAGCUUGUACAUCCUGCUGGCUGAAAGAAGUCUUUCUCUGUACUUGACCUUAUGCUGAGCUCUGAUCAACACUGGUGAAAUAUGAAAAGGAAACUGAUCUGAAUUUUUGAUACUGCUUAUAAUUUUGAUAAUGUGAUGAUGAUAAAGAAGCAAACUAGUUGUAUUGCUUUUAUUGUCCUUAAAGGGGGCCUGUUAUGCUCAUUUCGAACUUUGUACUUGUAUUUGUGGACUCCACUAGAGUAACUUUGCACCACCAAACAACUCCAUAUUUAUCUUAUACUGGUUCUUUAUGCAGCCCCUCAGUUCAGCCUAUGUCUCUGAACAAGCAGUCUUGGCUCCUGUCUCUUUAAGGCCCCCCUCCUGAUGACCUUACUCUGUUUUGAUUGGCCUGCUUCAGGCUGAAAACAGGAAAAACAGAACCUGAGCAAUCACAGGAGUCUGAAGCCAGUUUACCUAAUUUUUUGACAUUUUGUCAUAUUUAGUAUGAACCUUGUAAUGUUAUGUAUAUGACUGAAAAUAAGGAAAGGCAUAAUAGGUCCCCUUUAAGAUAUAUUUUCAUAUCUGACUGUGCUUAAUUUAUGAUCACUAAUUUUGUAUAC